GGCAGCUUCCAGGCCGUCCUCAUCACCCAGCUGCAGCUCCACAUCGCCGAGCACAUGUCGGCCGGCUCCUCGUCCACUGCGCCCUGGGCGAGUGCAUCGGCGUCUGGUGCCGCAGCCAGCCCUGCUGCCGCCGCAGCCGCGAGCGCCGCCAUGCCGCCGCCCACCGCCUCGCCUGCUCCGCCUGCUGCGCCCACCGCGUCCGGCAGCGGCAGCGGCGGUGGCCAGAGCGCGAUCCUCAGCAUCGCAGAGGUGGCCAACGACGCCAGCAUCUUCACGCACGACGGCUGGAUCGUCUUUCCGCGCUCCGACGGCGCGGCCGACUACCAGCCGCCCAACGUCGUCGUGCCGCCCAAGUCCGACCGCGAGGUCAAUUACUUCCAUGUGUACAAGGCGGACGAGGUGGACAAGUACGACUGGCGCACGAAGGUCGGCCAGAAGCUCGCAGAGCACUUUGGCAAGCCGAAGACUUCCACCAGCGGCAAGACGUGGCGCCUGAGGUGGCCCAAGAACUACGACAUGACGGAGCAGCGCAAGGGCACGCCGUCGUCACUGCGCACAGACCCGUACCUCUUCGGCUCGCACGCGCAUCGCUUCCGCUCGUCGAACGAGUUCUUUCCGCACGCCGUGUGGCUGCUGCGCGACACGAGCAUGAAGCAGGGCAACUGCGAGUGCAAGUACUGCGCCGGCAAGAAGACGAUGGGAGAGACGGACUAUGUCAAGUCGGGCCGUGGCAUGCCGACCAGGAUCAAGCCCGUGGCGUCGGCGGUGCCGAAGCCUAAGGACACGCGCAAGGGCGCCACGGGCCGCCGGCAGAAGCCGCUGCAGCUGCAGAACAAGAGCGGCGUGCAGAUCAUGGCGCGGCCCGUCAAGUCGCGCAACCACAUGCCCGGCCUGCCGGCGCGCAUCUCGUCUGCGCCGCAGCGCGACCAGGAGCUGCCGCACGGCACGCCCAAGCUGGGACAGUGCGAGGGCUUCCGCCUCGGAGAGAUCUGUCUCGUGCGCCUCGACCCGCCGGUGCUUUCGCCCAACGGCGACGCAGAGUGCACAGUCGAGAUCUUCCCGGUGCGCAUCGAGGGCAAGACGUUUGUGGCGGAGGUGGAUGAGGCGGACGGAGCUGGCCUCGAGGGCCAUGUCACGCAGCGGCCCGUCUACAACGUGCAGCUGCUUGGCAGCCAGGAGAAGGCGCGCAUCGAUGAGGAGCACCUCCUGCCCUUCCUGGCUGGCCGCGUGCCGCCUGGCCUGCAGCAGACGGUGUACGGCAACCCGGCCGACUUUCCCUGGCUCGAGACUGGCGAGAACGUGCCGAAGCUGCAUCUCUUCCCUGACCCAACUGCGCGCCCUGGAGCGCCGAUGCCGCGCGCGUCGUACAAGACCGUCGUCUCUGUCUUCGCCUACGCCGUGCAGUCCAUCAGCAUGCUGCGCUCCAUCUACACGCUCACCGACCGCUUCAGCCGCGAGAAGUUCAAGCAGGCGGCGCCGCCGACGGUGAGCGCCGCCGCAGACCGUCCCGCGUCUUCGGCAUCGCCACCGGCAGCGGGCGCGCUGCCUGAGGCUGGCGCGGCCAAGAAGGAGGAGGAGGUCGACCUCCACCACUACUGGCAGGGCAUCCUCUUCGGCUGCGAGCGCAUCUGGGUCGGCGACACGGUGCGCCUGAACCUCACGCCCGCGGACAUCGAGUCGAUGAUGCAGGCCUUGACGCCGCAGUGCAGGCUGCUCGGCGUGCUGCCCGACGCACAGGCGCCGUAUCUCAUGCGUCUCAAGGCCAUCUUCCUCCCGCGCAACAAUAAGAAGAAGGCCGUCGAGGGAGAAAAGGCUGCUGCUGUGUCUGCAACUGACACGGCGGCGGCCGGACCCUCGACGCAGAACGGCGUCAACGGCCAGAGUGCCAGCAUCCCGACCUUUACGCCGCACGCAUCGCAGCCUGCCGGAUCGUCGGCAACUGCGGUUGGCGACGUCUCCACCGCAGGAUCUGCUGCGGCCCAAGAGGAGGAAGAAGACGAGCGCGACGAGCUGAUCGAGCUGGACGAGCUCGAGGAGGAGGAGCUAGACUGCACGGACGCUGAUCGCCUCGAGUUCAUCGCCAAGGAGAAGCUGCGUCUCGUGGAGAAGAUUAGCGCGCGGGUGCGCCUCGCGGGAGACGUGUACCAGGUGCUGGAGCAGACGGAGUACAGCCGACGCCAGGCGACGGGCGGCAUGGCGCCCGCCAGCGCGCUGGGCUCUUCGGCGCGCCCGAUGUACGUGGCGCCCACGCGCGCGUUCGUGGCAGAGACGAACAACGGCCUGCUGCCGCCGUCCAACGUCGUGCCGCGCGGCUUUGUCCUGCAGCGCGUCAACCAGGCGACGGUGGAGAUCGAGUGUGCCGUGACGCAGCUGGCGGGCCGGCUGUGGUCGUCGUUUGCGCCCAACAACCUCAGCGUCAACGAGGUGCUGGAGCAGCGCGAGCGCGCAUACACGCCGACUGAGUCGAUCGAGGACGAGCGCAUCCAGCUCAGUCUCGCCGGCCUGAUCCCCGGCUCCGUCAAGAACGUCGGCGCCCUCUCCAUGCACCUGGACCGCGACGCGACAAUUGCGACGUGUCAAGAGACGGCGCGCUCGCUGCUGCGCAAUUUCAUCCGUCUCCAGUGGAAUGAGGAGAACGGCAUCAUUGAUGAUGACGCUAGCUCUGCUGCAGCCGGCAGCAAGUCGCCCGUCAAGGGUCGCAAGCGCAAGUCGCUCGCGUCGGCGGCGGAGGGCAGCGCUUCGCCUGCAGCGGCGAACAUGCAUCCCAUCUCAGGCCACGUCGGCGCACACGCAACGCCGACGGCCAAGAAGGCCCGCAAGUCGGCCGCAAGCGCUGCUUCGCCAGCUACGAACACGCCGGCGGGCCGUGCGGCGGGACCUAGCAAGGGCGCGGCGGCGGCCGCACGAGGCGCCAGCCCUCCGCUGCCGCCUGGCUGGAUCAAGAAGAUGAGCCGCAGCGACCCGAACAAGUUUUAUUACGCGAAUCCGCUGUUGAAGAAGACGAGUUGGGACCGCCCGACCGCGGCCGAGUAGAGGAGUCGCCGCGCGCGCCGCGGCGCGAAUCUGCGGCCGCGCGGCUCUUGCCGCCUCGCUCAUCGCUCGCGCCUCUUCUCCCUCCUUCCAUCCACUCUCCACGCCUGCCGUCUACCC
Molecule: messenger RNA, 3150 nt
Organism: Tilletiopsis washingtonensis
Lineage: Eukaryota; Fungi; Basidiomycota; Exobasidiomycetes; Entylomatales
Exons: 9
Coding region: 55-3033 (992 amino acids)
Biological process (GO): silent mating-type cassette heterochromatin formation
Cellular component (GO): SHREC complex; rDNA heterochromatin
Molecular function (GO): protein binding
Source: RefSeq, a predicted model, not a curated record